Messenger RNA from Vicia villosa (hairy vetch), 2697 nucleotides. RefSeq lists its product as uncharacterized. Bases 1 to 2511 code for a protein of 836 amino acids. Gene Ontology annotation, biological process: defense response; lipid metabolic process. The record is from RefSeq and is a predicted model, not a curated record. The transcript has a single exon. Lineage: Eukaryota; Viridiplantae; Streptophyta; Magnoliopsida; Fabales; Fabaceae.
AUGAAUAUUUCAAUAUAUGAUGGAUGUGACGAUUGUUAUUGGUGGAUUUUGUGUACAGAAAAAUAUUUUGUUACCAAUAGAAUACCAGAAGAAAGAAAAUUAGCAAGCAUUGUUCCCGUAUUGAGAGGUCAAGCUCUUCAAUGGUGGUUUCAAUGGUCUCAAAGGUACCCAUUGCCAAGUUGGGAUGCCUUUACUACUGCUAUCCUCUGGUAUUUUAAACCUGAGUUUAGAGAUGCUAUGCCUGAGUUAGAUGAAGCAGGGGAACCAUAUUCAGAAUUUUUAAACUAUGUGUUCGCAGAGCCAAAUCUAAAAUCAAUGAAACCCAUUGACGACACUUGUUUUCAUCCGGAUUUUAUUGUGGAACAAAUCCAUCGUGACCUUCCUAAAAUAGCUCUAGACCCUUUGUCAAAUCUAAAGCAACAAACCCAGUCUCCAAUUUUUAGGGCAUCGCCACCUUUUUCUCACUUCAAACACACAGGUUUUAAUGGUGAUGUCAAAUCUCUUAAGGAUGACCUAGAAGAAGAAUCACCAGAUCAACCCAAUAUGUAUGAAAUCCAACCACUAUUGUUCUCUGAGGUGUCGGAUCUGGGUAGAAAUCAAACACAGUCACCACAAGAGCCACCGCCGACAAGGAUUUCUGAUCAAACUCCUGUACCGCCGCCACCCUUAAAACCACCAUACAUAAUCUUAUCUCAUUCACCACAACCAAGCUUUGUUAACAAAACCCAUCUACCAGACUUUAAUUCUUCAUCACUGAUCAAGGUCGAGGCUGCCGUCAAUGACAAAGAGUUUCACUAUGAUGGAAAUUUUGCAAUUCCACGUAAACCACUUGAUUCACCACUUUUGAGGGUUUACAAUGCCGAUACUCUUUUACACUCAAAACAUAUUGAUUCCAAUUUGAAGAAGAAGCAACAACAGUCAAAAACACAAACUAUUAACUUGCAACGUGCACAAGUUUUUUUCCACACACAUACGAAGUUUGCAAAAAUAGAUGGCCUCCUUCAACUCUCAUUGCCUUUCGAUCCAGGUCCACUCUUAUUGCCACCUUCAAUCACGACAAUGAUUUUGGCUUUGUUUGCUUACAAUUAUUCUGUUCAUGGGACUGAUAUCUUCAACACAUAUUGUCAAAUAAAUUACCCGAAUAGUGCAAGCAAGGUGUUUGAUCAAAUGCCAAACAGGGACUUCAUUUUCCUCUAUCUUCCCAAAGAAACUAUUAUUACUUCAAACACAAGUCUGCAGCAUGUCGGGAAGAUGACUACAAACACAUUCUCGGUAAUGCUACUAACAAACUUCAUAUUUCUUUUCGAUCCCGGUGGAACUCAUGGGCUGUUUCUUUUCGAUCUUGGUGGAACUCAUGGGCUGGCAAAUUUACUUCUUAAUUACGAUGAGGAGGUGAAGAAAGGUAUGGCAGAAGGGAUGCAAGUAGUGUUUACAGGUCAUUCUUCAGGUGCUGUGUUGGCCAUUCUUGUAACAUUUUGGGCAUUAGAAGAGAAUCUUAACCAAAUUCAGCAUAAGUCACCCAUGUGUGUUACUUUUGGUUCUCCUUUGGUUGGUAAUCAUAUAUUCUCUCAUGCUUCAAACAGACAAAACUGGUCUCGUCGCUUCGUACACUUUGUCAUGAGAUAUGACAUAGUGCCAAGGAUUUUUCUUGCUCCUUUUUCUAGUAUUGAAAAAAUUCUUAGUCCUGCUCUUCAGCUUUUGACUCCCGACGACAACAACUUUGAAUCUCAGGAUUCAAUAAGAGAGAGUUUGAGUUGUGAAUUUUACUCGACCGUGAUGAGGAAUGCAGCAGCUGUUACAAGGCAUGUUGCUUGUAAUCUGAUGGGAAACACAAAUUUGCUGCUGGAGACUAUGACAAAUUUUGUUGAGUUAAGCCCUUAUAGACCCUUUGGAACUUACAUUUUCUGCAAUGGUAAUGGCCAGUUGAUUGUGGUAAAUAACUCAGACGCCGUUUUACAACUCAUGUUUCAUAUUGCUCAGCUAAAAGAUUCGACACAGCUUUCUGAAGUUGCCAACAAAAGCUUACUGCAACAUCUAGCCUAUGAAGCUGAAUUAGAGGAGAGUUUGGGAAUGCAAAAUGUGGUGCACUUAAACAAACUUGAUGACCUUCCCUUGUCAUCUGGUGAUGCUCUUAAUACCGAUAUUGCAGCCGCCUUGGAUAGCCUUGGACUGAGCGUAAGAGCACGGCUGUGCCUUAGAGCAGCUGGUGAGUUAGAAAAGCAAAAAGAAAGAAAUGAGGAGAAAAUAAAAAAGGAGAUUCAGGAGAAGGCUGUGCCAAGCAUGAGGUAUUUGGAAGAGUACAAAGCAACCUGUGAGAUAAACAAAGGAAAAGGUUAUUAUGAUUCCUUCAAGGUGCAAACAGAGACAAAGGAUUUCCAAGCAAACGUGAAGAGGCUCGAGCUUGCGGGAGUAUGGGAUCUUGGUGGACAAUUGAAGGUGUGCACAAAAGUUUGGCUCUCCAAAUUCAAGCAAUGGGAUCCAGGAAAGAUUAAUGUAGCAAUCACUAUUUAGCAUCUUAAGUUUUACUUUAGAACCUUGAGGACAAGGUUAAAGUGAACCCCGCGGCAAUGAUAGAAGGGUAUUAUAUGAUUUAUAUUAGUAGUAUUAUUAUUAGGAUGGUUAUUGGGCUUUUAGUAGUGUUUGGGCUUUUAUGUUAUUAUUAUCCAUUAAGAAUGUUAUAUAAUGUAGUCUCAUAGA